Molecule: messenger RNA, 1400 nt
Organism: Sturnus vulgaris (Common starling)
Lineage: Eukaryota; Metazoa; Chordata; Aves; Passeriformes; Sturnidae
Gene: CDC42SE1
Product: CDC42 small effector 1
Biological process (GO): regulation of Rho protein signal transduction
Cellular component (GO): plasma membrane
Molecular function (GO): small GTPase binding
Source: RefSeq, a predicted model, not a curated record
GACCCGGACCGGGACUCGCACAGGGGUCGGGACCUGCACUUAGGGCCACGCUUGGGGCCGCUGCGAGCCAGACACCGGCACCGGGACCGGGACCUGGACUUCCGAACCACGCCUGAGGCUGCGAACCGGACACCGGUACCGGGACCAGCUCCCGCGCAGGGACAGCCAGCUGCUCCUGUCCACACUGUGCCACCCCGCCCAGGUGUCCCCAUGGAGUGACCCUGCACAGGGUCCCGGCAGCUGUGCCAGCACGGGGGGACAGUGGCUGCUGCCACCACCGCCAGCAUGAGCGACUUCUGGCACAAGCUGGGCUGCUGCGUCGUGGAGAAGCCCCAGCCCAAGAAGAGGAGGAGACGGAUCGACCGCUCCAUGAUCGGGGAGCCCAUGAACUUCGUCCACCUGACACACAUCGGCUCCGGAGACAUGGCUGCAGGAGAGGGGCUGCCCAUGACUGGUGCUGUCCAGGAGAUGAGGUCCAAGGGCGGCCGGGAGCGACAGUGGAGCAACUCCCGUGUGUUGUAGCAUAUUCCUGGCUUUUUCAGCCCAAACUUGAACUGCCUGAUCCCCCCCCCCCCCCGCUGGAGGAGAAGCUGACCUCGAGCUUGAACCCCGCGGUAUUUAUGCAGCACCAUCCUCACCCAGCUCCCGGUGACUUUGGGUCAUUGUCCCUCUGGAAAAUCCCUCCUUCCCGGAGGCACUGGCCGGUGACAUGGGGAGGGAGCGGGGACAGCAGCCCCCAUCCCCUGCCCUGCCUGCAAAGGACGCAGCCAUCCCCCUGAAACGUGCCAGGAGCUGCCAGGAGCAGCCCACGUGUGCCAAAUCCUCCCAGAUCUCCCUUUUUCCACUCCCGUGUCUCCCAUGGGCUGCAUGGUGGUGCCUCAGUUUCCCCAGGGAAUCAGUCAUGGUGCAGAGGCAGAUUUGGUGCCUCCCAGAACAUCACAGAGGAACAAAACCAGGAUUAAACCCUGAUAAUUCUGGUGCCAAACCAGAAUUAAACCCAAGAUGUUCUGGUGUCAAACCAGGAUUCGAUGUCAAAGUGGGAUUAAACCCUAAUUCUUUGGAGCAAAACGGGGAUUGAACCCCGAUGCUUCGGUGCCAAACCAGGAUCAAACCCCAGUGCUCGGGUGUCUCGGCGCCACCGAGCCCACAGUGCCUCCAGCUGGCAUUCCCACCGCCGCCAAACUCCCACCUCCCUCCUCUUUUUUAGGAUAUCUUCCUAUUUUUAAGCUCCAAAACCCACCUGAGCAGCCUCGGGCAGGACCGUGGUGGGGUCCCCUCCACCCGGGAUCGUCCCCGGCCCCAGACAGGGCCUGACCCCAGAAGGGCUCCGGAAUUCAGGCGCGGGUGUACAUAGUUUAAUUAGCGCCAGGAUUAAAUAUUAAAUAGCACGUGCUGGGUGA